Esox lucius (northern pike) is the source of this 497-nucleotide messenger RNA. RefSeq names its product ribosomal protein L30 (gene rpl30). The coding region runs from base 108 to 458 and encodes 116 amino acids. Gene Ontology annotation, molecular function: RNA binding; structural constituent of ribosome. The transcript is spliced from 5 exons. Gene Ontology annotation, cellular component: cytosolic large ribosomal subunit. The record is from RefSeq and is a predicted model, not a curated record. Lineage: Eukaryota; Metazoa; Chordata; Actinopteri; Esociformes; Esocidae.
UUUUCAUUAGCAUGCCAAAUGGUCGCAAAGCACGCUGGGACUUCCUUUCUUACCGAGGCCAUAUUGGAGCAACAUACUUGUUGGCCGGAACGGACUAAAUCGCAGCAAUGGUAGCCGCAAAGAAGACGAAAAAGUCCCUGGAGUCUAUCAACUCUCGUCUCCAGCUGGUGAUGAAGAGUGGAAAAUAUGUUCUGGGAUACAAACAGUCUCAGAAGAUGAUCAGACAGGGCAAAGCCAAGCUGGUUAUCCUGGCCAACAAUUGUCCUGCCCUGAGGAAAUCUGAAGUCGAGUACUACGCCAUGUUAGCCAAAACUGGAGUUCACCACUACAGUGGAAACAACAUUGAGUUGGGCACUGCCUGUGGAAAAUACUUCAGGGUGUGCACCCUGGCCAUCAUCGACCCCGGUGAUUCGGACAUCAUCAGGAGUAUGCCCGACCAGCCACAGGGGGACAAGUAGAGCUAUUUCACUGUUAUAAAUAAACUUGGUUGAAUGGUG